This is a messenger RNA of Colias croceus (clouded yellow), 4225 nucleotides long. It is a transcript of the gene Sra-1, whose product is annotated as cytoplasmic FMR1-interacting protein. Gene Ontology annotation, biological process: cell morphogenesis; regulation of actin filament polymerization; regulation of translation. The record is from RefSeq and is a predicted model, not a curated record. Gene Ontology annotation, molecular function: small GTPase binding; RNA 7-methylguanosine cap binding. The transcript is spliced from 29 exons. Bases 124 to 3942 code for a protein of 1272 amino acids. Gene Ontology annotation, cellular component: neuron projection; synapse; SCAR complex. NCBI's taxonomy places the organism in Eukaryota, Metazoa, Arthropoda, Insecta, Lepidoptera, Pieridae.
GUUUGAUAAUUUGACCUAAUUAUCGUCAAUUAUUACAUCUUUAAUUAUAUCGUUAGGUGACUGUUAUUUGGUAGCCAUAUUGAAAGAUUUAUUUGCUUUCCGGUUAGAAAUAAAGGCUUCAAAAUGUCUGUUAGUGAGAAGGUGUCCCUGUCUGAUGCACUAAGUAAUGUGGAUGUUCUGGAUGAGCUUACUUUGCCUGAUGAGCAGCCCUGCAUCGAAGCUGCACCUUGCUCCAUCCUCUAUCAAGCAAACUUUGACACAAAUUUCGAAGAUCGUAAUGGCUUUGUCACUGGCAUCGCUAAGUAUAUUGAGGAGGCUACUAUACAUGCCAACUUGAACGAACUCCUCGAAGAAGGCAACGCACAUGCCGUCAUGCUGUACACAUGGCGUUGUUGCAGUCGAGCGAUACCACAACCGCGUUCGAAUGAACAACCAGACAGAGUUCAUAUAUAUGAGAGGACGGUGCAAGUGUUGGCCCCGGAGGUCGAUAAACUACUGCAGUUUAUGUAUUUUCAGCGUAAAGCGAUAGAAAGAUUCUGCGGCGAAGUCCGUAGGUUGUGUCACGCAGAGAAACGAAGAGAUUUCGUAUCGGAAGCGUAUCUAUUAACGCUUGGCAAGUUUGUGAACAUGUUCGCUGUUUUGGACGAAUUGAAAAAUAUGAAAAGCUCGGUUAAAAAUGAUUAUUCUACAUAUAGACGAGCGGCACAAUUUCUAAAAGUGAUGUCCGACAGUCAAAGUUUGCAAGAAUCGCAGAAUCUGUCUAUGUUCCUCGCUACCCAGAAUAAAAUUAGGGACACAGUUAAGGACGCCCUUGAAAAGAUUAACGGUUAUGAAGAUCUUUUGGCUGACGUUGUGAAUAUAUGCGUGCAUAUGUAUGAAACUAAAAUGUAUCUGACGCCGUCUGAAAAACAUAUGCUUGUAAAGGUAAUGGGCUUCGGUCUAUUUCUAAUGGACUCAGAUGCUUGCAAUAUCAACAGAUUGGAUCAAAAGAAAAAGAUUAAGUUGGACAGGAUUGAUAGAAUUUUUAAGAACCUCGAAGUGGUACCGCUUUUUGGAGAUAUGCAAAUAGCACCCUUCAAUUAUAUCAAGAGAUCGAAACAUUAUGAUCCAAGCAAGUGGCCGCUAUCAUCAAGCCCGAACCCACCGUCUCCGCAAGCCGACCUGAUGGUCCACCUGCCUCAAAUACGUGAAGAACACCAGAAUUAUAUAUCCGAAUUGGCCAGAUAUAGCAACGAGGUGACAACAACAUUCAAAGAAGCGGGUUCGGACACGGAAAACCGUGCAGUCGCCGAUCUGUGCUUACGCGGCUUACAACUCCUCUCAUCUUGGUGUUCAGUACUAACUGAACUGUGUUCUUGGAAGUUGUUGCAUCCCACAGACCACGCUACCAACCCGAGGUGUCCGCCUGACGCUGAGGAGUAUGAGAGGGCGACUCGCUACAACUACAGUUCUGAAGAGAAAUUUGCCACAAUCGAAGUGAUAGCCAUGAUAAAAGGGUUACAAGUGUUAGUGGCUCGAAUGGAGACAGUUUUCGCUGACGCAGCAAGAAGGGCUAUAUAUGCGGAGUUGCAGGAUUUCGUGCAAUUAAUGUUAAGGGAGCCGUUGAGAAAGGCUAUUAAGAACAAGAAGGAUUUGAUAAGGAGUAUUAUAGUAUCAGUCCGUGAAACAUGCGGUGACUGGGCGCGAGGCUGCGAACCGCAACAAGAUCCGGCGCUGCGGGGAAAGAAAGAUGCCGACGCUAGUUUUACUAUCAAAGUGCCUAGGCGGAAUGUUGGCCCAUCAACCACGCAGCUGUACAUGGUGCGUACACAGCUCGAAGCCCUAAUCUCGGACAAGUCCGGGGGGCGAAGGACCCUGCGGAAAGACCUUGAUGCGGCUGUACUGCAACAGAUUGAGACGUUCCACAGGCAGAGCUUCUAUUGGACGUACCUGCUCAAUUUGGCUGAUUCCUUGUCAAAAUGCUGUGAUCUUUCUCAACUGUGGUAUCGUGAAUUCUACUUGGAAAUGACUAUGGGAAGGAAAGUUAAUAAAUGCACAGUACGCCAUCAGCACAACGAAGAGUGCAACGAUCUCAUAACAAUGGAGAAGAGAAUACAGUUCCCCAUAGAGAUGUCGAUGCCGUGGAUACUCACCGACCACAUACUGAGGAGCAAGGAGCCCGCCAUGAUGGAAUACGUCCUGUACCCGUUAGAUCUAUACAACGAUUCCGCCCAGUACGCGCUUACAGUUUUCAAAAAACAAUUCCUGUACGACGAAGUAGAAGCCGAAGUUAAUCUGUGCUUCGAUCAGUUUGUGUAUAAACUGUCUGAGUUGGUGUACUCGCAUUAUAAACAACUGGCCGCUAGCAUGCUGCUCGAUAAACGCUACCGUGCUGAAUGCGCGGCUCGCGGGGCUAGCACUGGUUGCGGCGCCGGGCGUUACGCGUCUCUGCUUCGGCAGCGGCAUGUCGCACUGCUCGGGCGGCACGUCGAUCUGUGCGCGUUGGUCGCACAAAGAAUCAACGCAGAUAUGCACCGAGCGCUCGACGCAGCAGUCGCUAAGUUCGAAGCGGGAGAUAUUACUGGUGUAGUGGAGCUAGAAGGUCUAAUAGCCGUGAACCGUCUCUGCCACAAGCUGCUCAGUCGCUAUCUCACACUCGACGAGUUCGACGCGAUAUUGCGCGAGUCGGAUCACGGUGUUUUAGCGCCGUACGGUAGAAUCACACUCCACGUGUUCUGGGAGUUGAAUUAUGAUUUCCUACCCAAUUAUUGUUAUAAUGCCGCUACUGAUCGUUUCGUAAAAUGUCGCGGCAUACAAUUCGCGCCAGGAGUACAAAGAGAGAAGCCACAACAAUAUGGCCACGCUAUGUUGUGGGGCUCGAAACAAUUGAGCUUGGCGUAUUCGGCACAAUAUGCACAGUAUAAUGGUUUCGUCGGCGCGCAACACUUGCACGCCCUGGUCCGUCUACUGGGCUACCAAGGCGUGGCCGUAGUAGUCGGCGAACUGCUGGGAGUAGCCCGCGGUCUACUGCACGGCACGUUGGCGCAGUUCACACGGGCACUGCACGCGGCCAUGCCGAGGCAUUGCAAGCUGCCGCGAUACGACUACGGGUCUAACGGUGUGCUAGGCUACUACCACGCGCAGCUCACAGACAUAGUGCAGUAUCCGGACGCGCGCACGGAACUGUUCCACGCGUUCCGCGAACUUGGCAACAUUAUAUUGUUCUGUAUGCUGAUUGAACAGGCGCUCAGUCAAGAAGAGGUCACGGAUUUGCUACACGCUGCACCUUUCCAAAAUAUCUUGCCACGACCUUAUACUGCUGAGGGAGAGAAACCGGAGACAAAGCAAAAGCGUCUCGAGGCUAAAUACGCAGCUCUGCAAAUUGUGCAGAACGUAGAAAAAUAUGGAACCGCCAAGCAAAGCCAGCUGUCCCGCGAGGGCGACCUGCUCACCCGCGAGCGUCUCUGCUGCGGACUCUCUCUCUUCUCCGUAGUUCUCCGUCGUCUCCGAGCCUGUCUCUCCGCCCCGCAGUGGCCCGCACCGCCCGCACCGCACCACGCCCCGCUGCAUACUGACGACACUAGCGAGUUUCACAGAUUGUGGUCAGCCCUACAGUUCCUGUACUGCAUUCCAGUUGGUGACACACAGUUCACUGUGGAGGAGCUCUUCGGCGAAGGCCUACACUGGGCCGGGUGUACUAUAAUAGCCCUUCUCGGGCAACAGCGCCGUUUCGAAGCCCUAGACUUUUGCUAUCACAUCUUGAGGGUCCAACGCGUUGAUGGGAAAGAUGAACUUGUUAAGGGCAUUCCGCUGAAACGCAUGGUCGAUCGCAUCAGGCGGUUCCAAGUGCUAAACUCACAAAUUUUCAGCGUACUAGCUCGACACUUGGCUGCGGCUGACGAUGAGAGAGCGGGAGUCGAACAUGUGCGGUGUUUCCCGCCGCCGUCUACUAAUGCGGCGUAGGAUGGAUGCUGUUUGCAACAUUGACUGAUAUAAUCAACAAUAUUCCCGUAAAUUUUAAUACACAUUCUUUAAAAUAGUUUUAGAUUUAGCGCUUAGUUUUAGUUAAAAUUGUAGCUGUUUUAAGACAAUUUUUCAUAUUCCAUGUCUUUAUAACUAUGUAUAUGAACAUUAAAAUUACUAUGUUAUACAAAAAAAUAUACAUUUUAAUAAUUUUUUAAGUGUCGUCUUGUAACUUAUAUGUUUGUCACGUAUUAAGAGUUUCAACUCAAAAUAAAUUAUUAUC